Messenger RNA from Penicillium samsonianum, 812 nucleotides. RefSeq lists its product as uncharacterized. Bases 66 to 812 code for a protein of 248 amino acids. The record is from RefSeq and is a predicted model, not a curated record. The transcript has 2 exons. NCBI's taxonomy places the organism in Eukaryota, Fungi, Ascomycota, Eurotiomycetes, Eurotiales, Aspergillaceae.
ACUCGAUUCAAUCCGAUCUCUUUACUAAACCUUUCCCCACAGACCAGCUAAGCAACUACGACAGCAUGUCUCAACAAACCAUCAUUCUCAUCACAGGCGCGAAUUCAGGAGUCGGCUACGCAACCGCCCAAAUUCUAGCCGCACACCCAAACCACCAUAUAAUCAUGGCCUGUCGUGACCUCCAGAAGGGCCAAAAAGCCCUCUCCGAACUCCAAAGCAAAAGCCUCAAGGGAACCCUAUCCCUACUCCAGCUAGACGUGGAAGACGACGCCUCCAUAACCCAAGCGGUGCACACCGUAGACGAACAAUUCAAUCGACUCGACAUCCUGAUCAACAACGCUGGCUCAGCCGCACCUAACAGCAGCGGCCGCGCCAGACUGAACCAGAUCUUCUCGACGAACGUGAUUGGUGCAAGUCUGGUCUCAGAGGCUUUCAUCCCUCUCCUCCUCAAAUCAGAAAAACCUUAUCUGAUCCAUAUCUCGAGUGGUCUGGGCUCGAUGAAUCUGGCGGCUGAUCCCAGCAGUAGUAUUUAUGCUGCGCCUUGGGAUGAGUACCGUGCGAGCAAGGCGGCGCUGAACAUGAUUACCGUCCAGAUGCACAAGCGGCUGCAGAGUCGUGGUGUGCGGGUGUUCGCGUUCUGUCCUGGUCUUGUGAGGUCGAACUUGAGGGGCGAAGAUGAGGCUGCUGUUAGUGCGUAUGGAAGAGCUGGGGAUCCGUUGGAGUCUGGUAGAGGGAUUUUGGGGAUUGUGCUUGGGGAGAGGGAUGGGGAUGUUGGUGGAUUUGUUAAUAAGGAUGGUCCGUUGCCUUGGUAG